AUGGGCGCAGCUUGUUGCCGAAAAAGCGUAGCUGAAAACGAAAGACUUAUGUCUGAAAAACUCAAAGAAAUCAACGAAGAAGAAAAAACUGAAGUAAUUUCUCCAACUCGUACAAGUAAAGGGUAUAUUUCGCUUGUUAACAACUUCAAAAACCCUAAAAAAGAAAAGAAGGCUAUUUCAGGAAUCGGUGGCUUUGAAAAUUUAGGGAAAACUUGCUAUAUAAAUGCAGUGCUUCAGUGCCUUUGCAAUACAAAUCCAUUGGCGGAUUAUUUCUUGAGUGGGUUAUUUAAAGAAGAGAUGUGCUUUCAAAACAGAGAUAAUUCAUCCGCAGAGCUGAUUUAUGCGUUUGCAGAAAUCAUAAGAACUCAAUGAAAGGCAAAUUAUGACUGUAUAGUGCCUAAAUUGCCCACUAAAAAUUUUUUUCAUAGAAAAUUUAUUUAAUAUUUUUUUUAAUUUUUUUUUUAUUUUUUAAAGAAGAAGGUUAAGCAUUUCGUUGAAAUUGUCCAAAAAAAUACUCAAUUUGCACAAGAAGAGGAGCAUGACGUUCAUGAAUUUCUUACUUUUUUUAUGGGGAAAAUGAAUGAGCUGCUCAAUAGAGCCAACACAAAUUCAUCUUCACCAGUCCCCGAAUGCAAUGGAGAUACAGAUGAACACCAAGCUGCACAAGCCUGGCAUGAUCAUUUGAAAUCUACAAGUUCCGUUAUAGUUGAUUUAUGCCAAACUGAAUUAAUGAAUCUCUUUCAGUUCAUAUUUAUUAUAAAAAUUGGUGAUUAUAAAAAAAUUAAUUUAAUACUGUAUAUUUCAUGGGCAAUUAAAAUCAACAUUAAAAUGCACACAAUGUGACCAAAUUUCUCAAAAUUUCGAGCCUUUUAUGUCAAUUUCUUUACCUAUAAGUGCUAAUAAAGGCACCUCACUAAAGCAAUGCUUAAAAGAUUUCACAAAAAAUGAAAGCUUAGAGCAAAGCUGGUUCUGCUCAAAAUGCAACAAGCAGGUGACUGCCACGAAAAGUUACAGCAUUUGAAAGGUUCCGCCGAUUUUAAUUUUCCAGCUAAAAAGAUUUCAUUUCACCCCAGAAAUUCAGGAAAAAAUUAAAACUGAUAUAAACCAAUCUGUAUUGAAUUUUAAUUUAAAAGCUAUAAAGACAUAAAUUAUAUUAAAAUUAUGUAUUAGCUAUAAAUUUCACAUAUAAAUAGUAUAGGAUUUCCUCUAAAAAGUCUUGACUUAGCUGAAUAUGUAGCUGGCCCACAAAAAACUCCUCCAAAAUACGACUUAUACGCAGUCGUUAACCACUCUGGAAAAUUAACAGAAGGGCACUAUUUCACUUAUUCCAAAAACAAAAAUGACCAAAGAUGAUACAAAUUCGAUGACGAUAUGGUCGAAGAAAUGAGCGAAGAUGCUGUAGAAAGCAACAAAGCUUAUUUACUAUUUUACUAUAACGCAACCCCAAAAGAAUUUUUCAGACAAAGCAGAACUUUACCACAGUUUUGGCCACAUGUCUUAACUAGUGAAGUAUCCCCACCUCUGCGCAUAUUUUUUAUUUAAAAAUAUUUGCCUUUGCUAUAUUUAUUUUUUACUAGUAUAAAAAUUAAAAUUUUUCAGAAAAAAAAAAUAAAAGCCACACCUCCCAUUAUGAAAAGGCCUCAAACACUUAAUAUAAGCUCAAUUGUAGAUAAACAGAAUAAAAGAAGAAACAGUGAAGAUAUAAUGGAAUGUCUAAAUCCUCCGUCGUUCAGUUUUUCUGGCGUCAGUGCAGAGAGUUGGGCUGGGGUCGAUAAAACAGGCGCUGAAGGAGAAAUUUUGUUUAAAAAACUUUUAAGAUAA
Messenger RNA from Blepharisma stoltei, 1821 nucleotides. The record is from the annotation of a GenBank genome assembly. NCBI's taxonomy places the organism in Eukaryota, Ciliophora, Heterotrichea, Heterotrichida, Blepharismidae.